Molecule: messenger RNA, 285 nt
Organism: Gongylonema pulchrum
Lineage: Eukaryota; Metazoa; Nematoda; Chromadorea; Rhabditida; Gongylonematidae
Source: the annotation of a GenBank genome assembly
AUGGGAACGCAACAACCACGCAAGAAGCGUGCCUCAUUUGCAAGUCUGAAACGCGAUCUCAAUUUGCAUCAUUUUUUUCGGCCCAACGUGAGCGAUUUCAGUAGCUCGGCUACAGCCGCUGCAGCCGCUGCGGCGGCAAGCCAUCUGAGGCCCGGUGUCACUGGUGGUCAACCCCGGCGUGAAUCGUUCCUCUAUCGGCCAGCAAUCGAUGAUCGUGAAUUCAAUGUUCCGUGCCGUUCAGUUUCACGCACUUCCUCCGUAACCUCGGCUGCCGCACAUGAGUAA